AUGAGCAAACCGUGCUGGGAAUGCCUCAAGCGACGCCUCGUCUGCGACCUAGGUCGUCCGGGAUGCCAGAAGUGCCAGAGUCGGGACACAGAGUGUCCGGGAUACGAUAAGAAGCCGCUCAAGUGGCUUCAUCCUGGACAGACUAGGUCCAAGGGACGUCGCGCUAAGAACGAGUCCAACGUUAUCCAGCUUGCUCUCAAGGACACGACGGAAGCGACCACACUCUUUGAAGCGAUCGAGUACUAUAAUGUCCACAUUUGCCCCGAUCUGGUAGCCAACGGCUCCGGCGCCACAACAAAGUCCCCCUUCAUCAUUCCCCUUGCAAACGCACCUUACGCCCCUGCUACCAUCAGGCAUUGCCUUGUCUCUUCAGCCCUGGCACAUCGCAUCUUGCAGUCAGAGCAAGGAUUUGAGGAAGACCGUGCCAUUCUCGCAAGCAGGCUGCAGACGUAUCGUGGUGCGGCAAUUCGUCACUUGGCUUGCGGGGUCAAGCUUGGUUCAGAGGUGGGAUGGAACAAUACCAGCGGUCGCGACGGCCGGGACGCCACUUUGGCUUCUAUGCUGGUGUUUCUCUUUGCUGAGCUCCAGCAAAGUUUCUCUCCCAACUGGCGGCAGCAUUGUGAUGCUGCGCAUACCCUUAUCGAUCUCUUCGGUGGUACGACACAGCUUAUCCAAGAAUGGCCUUGGUUCAAUCAUCUCUUUCGAUAUUUUAUCCUGAUAGACAUCAUGGGCACCGUCACAGCGCCGGCCCCAGAAGUAGAACGCACAAAUCGUCAGCUUGAGUAUAUCGGCCUGCUACCCUCCAUGUACGGCGUCGGCCUUUGGACCUCUCUUCCAUGUCCCCCAGAGCUCCUUGCCGACAUUAUUCUCGUGAAUCACAUGCGAGCCACAGCGACAGAUGACCCUCUUUUUGCACAGCACCAGCACUCCUCCGCCGUCGACCUUCUCAAACGGAUCAUGGCCUUUUCAGUGGAAGACUGGGCUGCCACCAUCAACCCUUAUCCUCAACCCAAAAGCUCUGACAAGACCGUUAUCCAGCGUCAGAGUGAGUUGCUUGGCUGGCAACGUGUUGCCUACAUAUACCAGUCUGCCGUUGCUCUAUACUGUAUAUCGGCCCUCCUACCCCCUCACUGCAACACAAACAACACCCAAACUACUUCUGAAAUUGACGUUUCAUCACUGCAAUCCUCAUGCCGCAAGGCUCUUCUACAAGAUCUCAGAGAUGUGGCAUCGAAUCCAAACAGCGACCUCCGAAAGUAUCUCAUGUGGCCGACCGUGAUUGCUGGUGUCGAGCUGGAUGCUGGCGACGACACGUCUAAGACCUUUAUCCUGGAGGAGCUGGGAUGGGCCAGUAAAGUGUUUGGUACGGCAUCGCUUCUGGUCGCGCAGGAUCUAUUAAAGAGGAUCUGGAACUCUGGCAGUACGAAGACAAAACGUUGGGACGAUCUUUUUGACAGGCCUUAUGCGUUUGUGAUGUAA
Messenger RNA from Fusarium falciforme, 1479 nucleotides. Its product is annotated as Zn(2)-C6 fungal-type domain-containing protein. The coding region runs from base 1 to 1479 and encodes 492 amino acids. The transcript is spliced from 4 exons. Gene Ontology annotation, biological process: positive regulation of transcription by RNA polymerase II. Lineage: Eukaryota; Fungi; Ascomycota; Sordariomycetes; Hypocreales; Nectriaceae. Gene Ontology annotation, molecular function: zinc ion binding; transcription cis-regulatory region binding; DNA-binding transcription factor activity, RNA polymerase II-specific. Gene Ontology annotation, cellular component: nucleus. The record is from RefSeq and is a predicted model, not a curated record.